Molecule: messenger RNA, 579 nt
Organism: Podospora anserina S mat+
Lineage: Eukaryota; Fungi; Ascomycota; Sordariomycetes; Sordariales; Podosporaceae
Exons: 1
Coding region: 1-579 (192 amino acids)
Source: RefSeq, a predicted model, not a curated record
AUGAGAAAAUCCAUCACCUCCCGCCUUGUGCGCCUCCCCCUCGAAGCAGCCCGGCAAACACCCCAACGUUCCUUCCCCGCCAUCUUCGCCCGCGGCGGGACGUCAAACGGUUUGGUCAUGUUCGAGCACGACCUCCCUCCCCGAUCUCACUGGCCUUCCGUCCUGCCCAAAGUAAUGGGUUCCCCAGAUCCUCAUGGUCGACAACUCGACGGGAUGGGAUCGGGGAUCUCGUCCACGUCCAAGAUCUGCGUGCUUUCCCCCCCGAGCAGGAAGGAUGUAGAUGUGGACUUCACGUUUGUUCAGGUUGGUAUCAAGGACGGGGUGCUGGACAUGGGUGGAAAUUGUGGGAAUUUGAGCAGUGUUGUUGGGCCUGUGGCGUUUGAUCACGGGCUGGUGAAGAGGAGGGGAGUGGGGUUCAGAAAAGAGGGAGGGGAGGAGGAGAUGGUGGGGUGUGUGAGGAUAUUUAAUACUAAUACUGGGAAGGUGGUGGAGAGUAGGUUUAGGGUUGGGGGGAAUCCGUUGCGGUUUGACAGUGAGGGGGGGUAUGAGAUGGAUGGGGUUUCUGAGAUUUGCCUUUGA